Molecule: messenger RNA, 1092 nt
Organism: Colletotrichum karsti
Lineage: Eukaryota; Fungi; Ascomycota; Sordariomycetes; Glomerellales; Glomerellaceae
Exons: 4
Coding region: 1-1092 (363 amino acids)
Source: RefSeq, a predicted model, not a curated record
AUGCCAGAAGCCACCGAGCCCGGGUCGCCGUCAACGGCCGAUGCAGGCUCGACCGUCUACUUUCCAAUCGAAAGAGAGAGCCAGAUUUCGGUGCUUGCGACUUCAAUCGCUUUUAUUGUGUUGUCAACUACCGCUGUCAUACUACGCAUGGUCGCGAGGCGCAUGGCUCGCAGAACUCUUGAUGCUAGCGACUACUGCAUCAUUGCCGCUUGUGUCUGCGCCAAUGGACUACAAUCAAUCGGAAUUGUUGGUGUCAUCCAGUGCGGCGUUGGCUACCACUUUCAAGAGAUCAUAGCCAUGUUCGGGAUGGCGCCGAUCACCAAAUUUCUCAAAAUGCUUAUUGGGGUUCAAAUCUUGUGGGCAACCAGUCUGAGUCUCUGCAAGAUUUCAAUACUCAUUCUGUAUACCAAGAUCUUUUCCGUUCGAAUCAUGAUAAUGGCAUCUAAAAUGACUGCUGCUCUGAUCAUCGUAUGGGCUCUCACCACCAUUCUGCUGGGCUUCUUCAUUUGUCGGCCUUUUGCCCUCAACUGGGAGCCGACCCUGGAUGGCAGCUGUGGCAACCAAGUUCUAUCGUAUCUCGUUACCGGAACGUUGAACUUGGUCACGGAUCUGAUCGUGCUGGUGCUACCACUAUCAUACCUGUGGAACCUUCACCUUCGACUGUACAAGAAGCUGGUUCUAAUAGCCACCUUCUCGAUGGGAAUAUUCACAUGUGUGAUCUCCGCAAUGCGCCUCGUCUCUCUUACGUCUCUCGAUUAUAACGACAUAACCUUCAACAUUCCCCACGCGCUGAUAUUCGGGAGUCUGGAGCCAAGCGUUGGUGUCAUUGUCGCCUGUGUUCCUCUUCUGAGGCCUUUGUUGGGCCGAUCCCAAUACUCGAGCACGGGCACUGCAAGAUAUCCCGAGCGCACAACUAACGAUAAUUCUCGAUUGAGAGCUGCCACGGGGCCCCAAAAGCAGGGGUUUACGAUGAUGGAUGAUGGGUCAUCCCAGCAUGAGCUUCGUACCGUAGCGCCAGAAAACGGCACCGCCAGCUCGAUUAAUACCAAAGGAAGUGACGGUGUUAGCGGUCUGGAUGGCGAGAGACUAUGA